Naumovozyma dairenensis CBS 421 is the source of this 2196-nucleotide messenger RNA. RefSeq lists its product as uncharacterized. The transcript has a single exon. The record is from RefSeq and is a predicted model, not a curated record. NCBI's taxonomy places the organism in Eukaryota, Fungi, Ascomycota, Saccharomycetes, Saccharomycetales, Saccharomycetaceae. Gene Ontology annotation, cellular component: cytosol; mitochondrial outer membrane; nucleus. The coding region runs from base 1 to 2196 and encodes 731 amino acids. Gene Ontology annotation, molecular function: protein binding.
AUGUUCAGAGUGUUAGGUGCCUUAACAGGUUCUAGAACUCCUGAACCUUUUAUGUCAUCAGAAGAAAAAACUAAACUUAUCUUAAAACAAGCAUAUGAUUUUGAAAUUGCCCUAAGAGCCAUGGAUUAUGUUCUUGAUGAUAGAGCAGAGAACGGGUUACGUUUAUUGAAUGAAAGUGAGGAAAAAGAUGGUUCAGAUCAUACUAUCAACGUCUUAGCUCGGGGUGUCAUUGAAUUCUUGGAAGCUACUUUGGGGUUCGAGGCUGAAGAAAUGAAAAAGGCAUCUGCUACGUUGGCGAAAGCUGAAAAUUUAUCAUUGAAGAGUAGACAACGUGCUCAAAAAUUAGGAUUGAAGAGCAGUUCUUUGUAUCCACCUGGUACCGUUUACGCAGUUACUUAUACGGAAUCAUGUCUAUUACAUGCAUUGUUGAUGUUGUUUAGUGAAAGUAUGAUGGAGGCUGCUAAGGCAGUAUUGAAAUUAAGAAAGGCUUAUUAUAUGUUGCAAGAAAUCUUGGGGGAAAUUAAAAAAGCUAAUAAGAUAAAGAAAUCUUCUACUUAUAAGAAUGAAAGUAAUUCAUCAAGUGCCAGUUUCAUUAAUUCAGAUACUAAAUUUGUCUCGGUGGAUAUUCCAUAUGCUUUGACACCAGAAGAACAAAAAAAUAAAGAACUAUUAGAAAACGCAGAAAUGAUUCAUAAGAUGAGAACUGAAAGAUUAUCUGGUGCUCAUAUUGGUAACCCACCGGCCAUUAAUAGAUUAAGACAUGAAUUAGGAUUAAAUGCGAUGGAUACAUUACCUGAGAAUGAAAUUAAAGAGCAUACCUAUCUAACAGCUGAUAUUGAUGAGAGCCAAGCUACUAUUGAUGAAUUCAUUCAUUCUGGUGUCAAUUUAUGUUUUGGUAUCUUACAAGUUGUUCUUUCUUUAUUACCACCAGCCAUUGGUGCAGUUCUUUCUGUCAUUGGGUUCCGUGGUUCUCGUGAAGAAGGUUUAAGACUUGUUUGGAAAGCCACCAAGCAAAGAAAUGUCCAUGGUUGUAUUGGGUUAUUAGCAUUAAUGUUCUAUUAUGAUGGACCUUUCCAAUUUACCGAUGAUGAUUUCGAUAUCCCAGCUACCACUGUAGAUAAAUUAAGUAGAAAAUCUACAAAUACUAGUAUGGCUACAACUUCCUCCGUUAUGGAUGGUCCAACAUUAUUACAUCCGGGGAAGAUAUUAGAAGAUGCUUUAUUACAAUCUAGAGCUUUAUUCCCUAACAGUGCGUUAUGGUUAUUAAAUGAGGCAAGAAUGCUUUCUGGUAAAGGGCGUCUAGAGGAAGCUGUCGCGUUAAUGGAUUCUAUUGAUGUUAAUAAGAUACAUAUGAGACAAGUAAAAGUUUUAAUGAUUUUCGACCGUGCUAAUACUUUGGUUCAUUUACAUGAGUAUGACAGAGCUGCAGAAGAUUUAUUGUCAUUAUUAGAAUGUAGUGAUUGGUCACAUUCAUUCUAUACAUAUUUUGCAGGAUGUUGUUAUUUGGAAAAUUGGAGAAUGUGUCAAAUGGGAUUAAAAGAUAAAUCUAAAGAAGAAUUUUAUAAGAAAAAGGCUACCGAGUUAAUAUUUGGUGCCAUUGAUUUAUUAGGUAAGAAGACUUUUAAAGCUAAAAAUUUACCUAUGGAAAGAUUUAUGUUAAGAAAAGUGGAACAAUUUAAAAAAGCACAAAAGUCAUUAAAAGUGGAAAAUCCAUUAGAUGCAAUCGCCACAUCGCCAGUUCAUGAAUUGUCAUACUUUUACAAUGGAUACAAUAGAAUGACUGAAGAUGGGUUACAGUUAGCAAAGAAGAUGUUGACUGAAUAUCAUAACCCGGCAGUCGACGCGAAAGAUGUUGAUCAAGAAUUAAUUAAGAAUAUAUUAUUAUCAUUGGUUUUCAGGAGACUUGGUGAUGUUCAAGAAGGUGCCGAUUUAUUAGAUAAAAAAGUCUUACCAAAGAUUUUCAGUUUACAAAAUGGGAAAGUUAAAUAUGCUAAAAAGACUGAAGAUCCAUGGGCUUAUCCAACUGCGUUAUAUGAACGUGCGUUGUUCAGUUGGAAAUUGAAUGGUAUGGAAGGUAUAGCUGAAAGUAAAGAAUGGCUCUAUAGGGCUCAAGGAUACGCUGACGAUUAUGAAUUAAGUACACGUGUUGAAAUGAAAAUAAAAGCAGCCAUUGAUAGAGUGGAACAUGCUAGUUGA